ACAUACAAACAUGGCGUCCGCCGUGCUGAAGGUUGCAGUGGCAGGUCUUUCCAGAUGUUCUCAUGUGACGCUCAUGAGGGCACAUUCAACGACAGCACCCCUCCAUCAGGGCGUUCCUGGAUCGCUGUGGAAGCUGGGGAGGCUGAACCACAUUGCCAUCGCCGUGCCUGACAUGGAGAAGGCCACGGCUCUGUAUCGUGACGUGCUGGGGGCCACGGUGAGUGCCCAGGUGCCCCUGCCUGAGCACGGCGUCUACACAGUGUUUGUGGAGCUGGGCAACACCAAGCUGGAGCUGCUCCAUCCUCUGGGGGAGAAGAGCCCGAUCGCUGGCUUCCUACAGAAGAACAAGUCUGGAGGGAUGCACCAUAUUUGUAUUGAGGUAGACGACAUUAAAGCCGCAAUUGUCGACCUGAAAGCGAAGAACAUCAGAACUCUGUCAGCAGAGCCCAGAAUAGGUGCUCAUGGGAAACCAGUGAUGUUUCUCCAUCCUAAAGACUGUGACGGUGUGCUGGUGGAGCUUGAAGAAGCGUGAACACCUCCGUCUGACAGCGAUUGUGGGAGCUGUUAACUCACAUUUAUAUAUUCCACAGUCCGUCUGAUAAUCAAAAUAUGAUAACUAAUGUUGAUUUUUGUAAUAUUGUUCUUUAUAGCACUUAGGUUUUGAUCUUCCCUGUGCCUCAAAGCUGUUCCUCCAGUUUGGUUUCAGUGCUUUUCUUUCCUCUCGUUUUGCUGACAUGAUGAGUUCACAUUAAGCCCUUAAAAAUUAAAAAAAUGUAUCAAAUGGCAAUAUUGUGUUUAAAUGGAA
Chelmon rostratus (copperband butterflyfish) is the source of this 805-nucleotide messenger RNA. It is a transcript of the gene mcee, whose product is annotated as methylmalonyl CoA epimerase. Gene Ontology annotation, cellular component: mitochondrion. The coding region runs from base 11 to 532 and encodes 173 amino acids. Lineage: Eukaryota; Metazoa; Chordata; Actinopteri; Chaetodontiformes; Chaetodontidae. Gene Ontology annotation, molecular function: methylmalonyl-CoA epimerase activity. The record is from RefSeq and is a predicted model, not a curated record. The transcript has 3 exons. Gene Ontology annotation, biological process: L-methylmalonyl-CoA metabolic process.